Lolium perenne is the source of this 1386-nucleotide messenger RNA. NCBI's taxonomy places the organism in Eukaryota, Viridiplantae, Streptophyta, Magnoliopsida, Poales, Poaceae. The record is from RefSeq and is a predicted model, not a curated record.
AUGGGCACCGGCAGUAGGGUCCCAAGAGAAGUGGAGCCUGAAUACAUCGAUGAUGAAGAGAGGCUAUAUUCUGAUGUUGUGCAGAAUUUACGACGGCCAUGUCGGGCUGAAAACCGAGAUGAGUGUGACAAUGAGGCUUUUGUGAUUGAUGAUGAGGAGGUUGAGGACGAAGACCUUCCAGCUAUUGAAUGGGACCCUGCAAACUCUCAGAUGGAAGAAGUUGCUUAUGGCGUGAUAGAGGCAGAGUCUGAGGAGAGCUGGACUUGGUUUUUGCAGAAUCUGCGUCGGGCUAUUGCACACCCCAAUGGGUUGGUAAUUCAUACAGAUGCUUGCAAGGGUUUAGAAGUAGCCGUGGACAAUGUGUUCCCUGGAGUAGAGCAUAGGGAAUGCAUGCGUCACCUUGCUGCAAAUUUUGGAAGGAAAUUCAAAGGAAAGGUGUAUGCCGACAAUUUAUGGCCAGCAUCUUUGACUUGCAGUGUGAAGAAGCACAACUAUCACAUGAGGCAGUUAUACAAAAAUGACAAAGUGAAGGAAUACUUGGAAACACACCACUCCAAGUUAUGGGCCAGAAGCCAAUUCAGUGAAGUGAGCAAAGUUGACUAUGUGCAUAAUAAUCUUGCAGAGUCUUUCAACUCAACGAUCCGAAAACUAAAGGGUCUUUAUUUGGCGGAUUUGCUUGACAAGAUAAGGGUAGAAUACGUGCAGAAAUUUCUUGUUCGAGCAGGAAUAGCCGAGGCAAAAUUCAUGGGACACAUUAUAAUCCCUUCCGUGAUGAAUGAAUUGAAGCAGAAAACAAGAGGCUUGGAAAUGGACAUGACUAGUUGCUCAGCUAUGACGGCAGAGGUAUCAUUUUUGGAUAAAGAGAAGAGAGAAUGGAGAUAUCCAGUGGAUUUAGAAGCUAGAACUUGCAGUUGUAGGCAAUGGCAGAUAACUGGGUUGCCAUGCAUUCAUGCCUUGUUUUUCAUCACUACUCUGUCAGGUCAAGCAGGUAACAUACAACAGUAUGUGCAUGAUUACUACUCUGUUGCAAAGUUCAAAGCCACAUAUGCACAUGCCUUACCUGCUUUGGAGGGAAAACAACAAUGGGAUCUAGUGGACCCUGGUUUUAAGCUUUGCCCUCCAAUUCUGAAGAGAGCAGCAGGUAGACCGAGGAAAAGUACAAUAAGACCUCACAGCGAAGGAGCUGGACUUGGACCGAGGAGACGUAAGUGCACAAGGUGUGGUGGGUCUGGUCAUUUCGCUAAGUACUGUGAUAACGCAGUAGAUCCAGCGUUCGGAGAGUGUUUUGAUGUUUCAAAUGAUGAGCAAAAUGAUGAUCAAAAUGAGGAUGCAGUGGAGGCUACAAGUGAUGAUCCAAUUGAUGAGCCACAAAAUGAUCAAAAUUGA